Messenger RNA from Erpetoichthys calabaricus (reedfish), 1745 nucleotides. RefSeq names its product ORMDL sphingolipid biosynthesis regulator 2 (gene ormdl2). The transcript has 4 exons. Gene Ontology annotation, biological process: intracellular sphingolipid homeostasis; ceramide metabolic process; negative regulation of ceramide biosynthetic process. Gene Ontology annotation, cellular component: endoplasmic reticulum membrane. Lineage: Eukaryota; Metazoa; Chordata; Cladistia; Polypteriformes; Polypteridae. The record is from RefSeq and is a predicted model, not a curated record. The coding region runs from base 165 to 626 and encodes 153 amino acids.
AUUUUGACACGGACCCUUUGCGAUGGAGACAGGAAGUCGUUGUGUAGCGCAGCCUGCCUUGGUUCGGUUCAGUCUGAGACUGUAGCGACUGGAAAGAAAAAAAGACGUGCACAAAGUGUUGGAGUCGGCCCGGUUAGAGGGCGUGACCGCGGAUACUUGGCACAAUGAACGUCGGGGUGGCCCACAGUGAAGUGAACCCCAACACGAGGGUCAUGAACAGCCGUGGGAUCUGGCUGGCAUAUCUUAUAUUUGUAAGUCUCCUACACUUGGUUCUUCUCAGCAUUCCCUUCUUGAGUGUGCCACUGGUGUGGACUCUGACCAAUGUCAUUCACAACCUGGUGAUGUACUUAUUUCUACACACUGUCAAAGGCACCCCUUUUGAAACGCCAGACCAGGGAAAAGCUCGUCUUCUCACACACUGGGAGCAAAUGGACUAUGGGGUACAAUUCACGUCCUCGCGCAAGUUCCUUACUAUCUCACCAAUAGUUUUGUACCUGCUUGCCAGCUUUUACACCAAAUACGAUGCUACACACUUUCUGAUCAACACAGGCUCCCUACUGAGUGUGCUCCUUCCUAAGCUGCCUCAGUUCCAUGGUGUGAGGAUCUUCGGGAUCAACAAGUACUGAAGCACUUCUAACUUUGGAUGAACCAUUUUGUAGACUGCAGCUUACUGGCAUAGAGGCUGCCAUCUCUCAGUGACUGUCGGAGAAGACGGUGUGAGUUUUGUGUACAUACUCAUAUUUCUGAGUUCCAUUUCCAUUAAGAAAAGAUGAUUCAUGCACUGUUUUUGCAGAUCCCCUGAACUCCAAGAAUGGUCAUUAAAUUUGUGAUUGGGUCAUCUUGCCCUAAGAAUAACAAAACCUGAGAAAUCAGAGGGAGAGAGACACACUGGGAACAUGACUGUGUACAUUUGCACCACUUUUUCUUUAAUGACCAAAAUAUGGAAGUGAUGGGGAAGCACAGAAGGGAAGGGUGGUGGGCACUUUUUUGGGGUUGUAAAUGUUUGAAUUUGAAAGUUGAACGGAUACAUUAUUGAAAGCUCUUGAAUUCUUCUGUGGUGUGGAAGUCUAGGAGAAUGAUGCUUUGUAACCGGGUGAGGGUGGGAUUAGUUGCACAUGAUUGCUCUCAUUGCUGUCCUCCUUGGGCAAAUUUGUAUGUAACGUUUGGAAAUACAGCUGUAAUGGGAAUUAGUGACCAGCUGCACACAGUACUUCCCAUCCGACAUUUGCCUGGAUUAUUGGUUGCAUUCCUUCAGGGGUUCCUAGCUCUGCACACCAUGGCUGGAUGCAUAUUCCGGACUGAUUUUCUAAGAAGAGAAAGUGGAGAGGAUGUGGAUGGAAAAUGCUAGAAGCAUGGGUGUAGUGAACAAAAACCUCAAAGUUGUAACUGACAAGUCAAUUUAACUUUAGCAACUUCAUGUGUCAGGCAGCCUGGACCAUAUAUCUUGCUGGAAGGUUUUCCUGCUCUUUUCUUAUAUAAGAAAUACAUUUUUGCUUUAAAAAGUAGAGUUUUUUAUGCAGGGGUAUAGCAUAAUGGAAAAAGAAAGUUUUUUUUUUUUAAGAUAAUUUCCUUUUAGGAGUUUCUUCCUCCCUCUUUGUGUAAUAAAUUUAUAUUUUACUGUGAGAUUAUGCUGUUUGGGUGAGAAGAGGACUUGCAGGUCCUGCUGCCUACAGGACAAGUUUGAAACCGUAUCAUGAGUGAGAUUUUAUUCUGCUUUAUAUAAAAUAAACACUUUGAAAAUGUUA